Messenger RNA from Hippocampus zosterae (dwarf seahorse), 674 nucleotides. Its product is annotated as 60S ribosomal protein L19-like. The record is from RefSeq and is a predicted model, not a curated record. Bases 32 to 622 code for a protein of 196 amino acids. Lineage: Eukaryota; Metazoa; Chordata; Actinopteri; Syngnathiformes; Syngnathidae. The transcript has 6 exons. Gene Ontology annotation, biological process: translation. Gene Ontology annotation, molecular function: RNA binding; structural constituent of ribosome. Gene Ontology annotation, cellular component: cytosolic large ribosomal subunit; ribosome.
GCUUUGCAUACGCAUCAAGCUAGCUGCAGGUAUGAGUAUGCUCAGGCUUCAGAAGCGCUUGGCGUCCAGCGUCAUGGGCUGUGGCAAGAAGAAGGUUUGGUUGGAUCCCAACGAGACUAAUGAGAUUGCCAAUGCCAACUCGCGCCAGCAAAUCCGCAAGCUGGUGAAGGAUGGCCUGAUCAUCAGGAAGCCUGUGACGGUGCAUUCCCGUGCCCGCUGCCGCAAGAACACUCUGGCACGCCGCAAAGGACGUCACAUGGGCUACGGUAAGCGGAAGGGUACCGCCAACGCCCGUAUGCCUGAGAAGCUGAUCUGGAUGCGACGCAUGCGCAUCCUGCGCCGUCUCCUCCGCCGUUAUCGGGAGUCCAAAAAGAUUGACAAGCACAUGUAUCACAGUUUGUACCUAAAGGCCAAGGGUAACGUGUUCAAAAACAAGCGCAUCCUGAUGGAGCACAUUCACAAACUGAAGGCAGACAAGGCUCGCAAGAAGCUCUUGGCCGACCAGGCCGAGGCUCGCCGCACAAAGACGAGGGAAGCUCGCAAACGCAGAGAAGAGCGUCUCCAGGCUCGAAAAGAGGAGUUCAUCAAGAAUUUGGCCAAAGAGGAUGAAGCCGGCAAAUAAGCGACCACAUCCCACUCAGCUUUUUGUUAUGAAUAAAUUUGGGUUCACGUUA